AUGUUGAUUUUGUGGUCAAGUUUAUGUGCCACAGCAUUUGCGGGAACAGCUGAGGAAGUCGCAAAACAUCUGGAGUUGGGAAGUCAGUUUUUGGCCAGAGCGCAAUUUGCCGAUGCACUGACACAGUACCACGCUGCUAUCGAACUUGACCCGAAGAGUUAUCAAGCAGUAUACCGACGAGCUACGACCUACUUAGCAAUGGGACGUGGAAAAGCAGCAAUUGUUGAUUUGGAACGAGUAUUGGAGUUGAAACCUGACUUUUAUGGAGCUCGUCUUCAAAGAGCCAACAUUCUUCUAAAGCAAGGAGAGUUAGAAGCUGCUGAGAAUGAUUACAACAUUGUGCUAAACCACGACAACUCCAACACUGAAGUUCAGGAGAAAACUGCACUCAUUGAACAACAUCGACAACUCCGUCAUCAAAUUAAGUCAGCAUUUGCUGGUGGAGAUUGCUCGACUGUGGAAGAAUACAUCAAUCACAUUAUUGAAGUCCAAGUAUGGGAUGCGUCGUUGUACAGAAUGCGUGCAAAGUGCUUGGAGGAACGAGGAGAGCUCAAGAAGGCCAUUCAUGAUAUGAGAAUCGUGUCAAAGCUCAGUACUGAUAGCACGGAUACUAUGUUUGAUACGUCGAAGUUGCUGUACACUGUUGGAGAAUUGGAAGAAUCAUUGAAUGUCAUUCGAGAGUGUCUGAAACUCAAUCCAGACCACAAAAGCUGCUACCCAUUCUACAAGAAGCUCCGGAAAGUAGUCAAAUCCCUUGAAACAAUGAAGAAGAAGGUGGCCGACAGCGACUGGAUGGCUUGUCUCGAGGAAGGACAAAAGACGAUGAAAUUCGACCCAACUCCUUCCGUGCAACUCAACGUCUUCAGAAUCACAAAUAGAUGUCAGAGAGAAGCUGGACACAUCAGUGAAGCCAUUUCUGAGUGCAAUCAAAUUUUGGAAGAGGAUCCAUCAGAUGCCGACAUUCUUUGUGAGAGAGCUGAAGCUCACAUUCUUGAUGAGGAUUAUGAUGCUGCCAUCGCAGAUUACCAGAAAGCAACCGAAGUGAAUCCAGAGCACCAAGAUGCGAAACAAGGACUCGAACAUGCGAAACGAAAGAAGACACAAGCUGGAAAACGUGACUACUACAAGAUUCUUGGAGUGGGGCGAAAAGCCAGCAAGAGAGAAAUCACAAAAGCCUACCGUAAGCUUGCACAGAAAUGGCAUCCUGACAACUAUUCUGAUGAGGAGGAGAAGAAGAAGGCCGAGAAGAAAUUCAUCGACAUCGCCGCUGCCAAAGAAGUUCUCCAAGACGAGGAAAAGCGUGCCCAAUUUGACCAAGGAAUUGACCCACUGGACCCUGAGGCUCAGAGACAAGGUGGACAUCAUGGAGGAUUUGGUGGCGGAUUUCCACACGGAUUCCAUCACUUCGGUGGUGGUCAUGGCGGCGGUGGUGGUGACUAUUCCUUCAAAUUCAACUGGGGAUAA
This is a messenger RNA of Caenorhabditis remanei, 1464 nucleotides long. RefSeq lists its product as uncharacterized. Gene Ontology annotation, molecular function: misfolded protein binding; protein-folding chaperone binding. The record is from RefSeq and is a predicted model, not a curated record. The coding region runs from base 1 to 1464 and encodes 487 amino acids. Gene Ontology annotation, biological process: protein folding in endoplasmic reticulum. Gene Ontology annotation, cellular component: endoplasmic reticulum. The transcript is spliced from 10 exons. Lineage: Eukaryota; Metazoa; Nematoda; Chromadorea; Rhabditida; Rhabditidae.